CUCACCGCAGAAAAUUGCAAGCAAAUAUUCGACUCGCGCGUAAACAAAUCAGGCCGCUUUGACACGGCUCAGCUGUUUCCAACAGUUCCAAAUGUCAACAUCGUUCCAGUGUUGUCGGCAUCGAGAGUACAGUGCCGAUUUGAGUUUUACGGCGGCGUCGAUGAAAGAGUGCAGAUCAAAUUUCUGGAUUUUCAUAUACCAGCAGAAACAAAAAAUUCAACGGAAUGCAAGCCAAAUGAUGCAUUGCAAUUGCUAACCCUAGUACGAGGGAAAUAUGAGCCUACUGAAACAUUUUGCGGCGCAUUCCUACCAAAGCCAAUCAUGUCGAAUGGACCCAAGAUUUUAUUACAAUUUGUUGGGCGCUAUCCGCCGACUGGUUCAAAAAUCAAUUAUUACGGUUUCAAAGCAGAGUACAAGUUUGUUAAGAAUUUCGGCAUAUCAACAGGCCAGCAAAUUGAUGACAAUUGUACCUUUACAUACAAUAGUACAGAUCGAAUAUCAGGGUGGUUUGGUUCACCGAAUUUUCCUGGGUACUAUCCACAGAAUAUGAUAUGUCAUUACUACUUUUAUGGAAAAGCUGACGAAAGGGUCAUUAUACGAUUCACUUUCUUCGAUGUUGAGGGUAUUGGAACCUGCGAAUAUUUGACAGCUAGUGAUUAUGUAGAAUUUUCAAAUUUCAUGAGCACCGACCGUAAAUAUGGAAAAUACUGCGGCAAGCGAGAUAAAUUUGAGGUACGCUCCGACGGACGUUUUUUCCGCGUAUCUUUUUAUUCAAAUGAUCGCUUUGACAAGACUGGCUUUCGCGCUUUGUAUGAUUUCGAAGGAAAAAAUUUGCGUGUAGAAAAUACUUCAAUGCAGAGUUAUGUAUCUAAUGCCAAAGGUCUUUUGAGUUUAAAUCCAAGACACAAAGUAGUACUUGCUAUGCCACUGGCAUUUAACUUUAUGCGUUAUUGCUUAAUAAAUAAAUUUAAUUUUUAA
Rhagoletis zephyria (snowberry fruit fly) is the source of this 978-nucleotide messenger RNA. It is a transcript of the gene Sol1, whose product is annotated as CUB domain-containing protein Sol1. The record is from RefSeq and is a predicted model, not a curated record. Lineage: Eukaryota; Metazoa; Arthropoda; Insecta; Diptera; Tephritidae. Gene Ontology annotation, cellular component: plasma membrane.